Phalacrocorax carbo (great cormorant) is the source of this 6212-nucleotide messenger RNA. The record is from RefSeq and is a predicted model, not a curated record. Lineage: Eukaryota; Metazoa; Chordata; Aves; Suliformes; Phalacrocoracidae.
CUUUGCAUCUCCGCUCUUCUCCCUCCGCUCCUUUGGAUUGAUCACUGGCCAAGGAGACCUCCAGAGGGCCGGGCACUUUGUGGGAUUGUCCUUGUUCCUCCUGUAUUUGCCGAGUCAAGGGUACAUCUUUGCAGGCUUGGAAAGAUGCUGUUACUCCUGGUGAUGUGAUCGCAUAGCAACACAGCAGCACGGGGUGGUGGAGGAGGAGAGGCAGGGAGCGUGCAGACAGCGGCACUCAGCCUCAGCAUGCGCUGUCCCUGUCACAGGGACUCCUUUGCUGAUUCACAGAGGCAGCCCCAGUCCCUGCUGCCGAAGCCCAGCGGCGGCUGCCCCUGCAUCUCAGACCUGGUGGACUCGGAAGGUGCUCGUGUUCAGAGUUGUCUCCAUCCCCAUGAACGUUGGUUCUGAUGCAGCCCCUGGUGAUGCAGGAAUGGCCCUAUGUCCUCCCACGUUGUCCUGAGUGGCAUGUCACAGACCAGGCACAGCACAGCAGCACUGCCCACCCAGUGUCUCAGGUUGAAGCCUUGCAGGAUGGUGCAGGACAUUUGUGUGUAACCCCCCAGGCUCUGAGCAGUGCUGCUGGGCCCCAGGCUCCUCUGGAGAUGAAUCUUUGCUGGAAUGAGAUAAAAAAGAAAUCCCACAGCCUUCGGGCUCGGCUGGAGGCUUUUUCUGACCACAGUGGAAAGCUGCAGGUACCUCUCCAGGAGAUCAUAGACUGGCUCGGGCAGAAGGAUGAGGAACUCUCGGCACAGCUGCCCCUGCGGGGCGAUGUCCUCCUGGUGCAGCAGGAAAAGGAGAUGCACGCGGCUUUCAUGGAAGAAGUGAAAUCUCGGGGACCAUACAUUUACUCUGUCCUGGAAUCAGCACAGGCUUUCCUUUCCCAGCAUCCAUUUGAGGAAUUAGAAGAACCAACUUCAGAAAGCAAAGAUGUCUCCCCCCGGCACAGGAUCCAAAACAUCAGCCGCUUUGUCUGGAAGCAGGCCAAUGUGGCCAGUGAGCUGUGGGAGAAGCUCACAGCCCGGUGCGUGGACCAGCACCGUCACAUUGAACGGACACUGGAGCAGCUGCUAGAGAUUAAAGGGGCCAUGGAGGAGCUCAGCACAACACUGGACCAGGCUGAAAGUUUGCGCAAAACCUGGGAACCCAUUGGGGACCUCUUCAUUGACUCCUUACCGGAGCACAUCCAAUCAACCAAGCUGUUCAAAGAGGAGCUAUGCCCCAUGAAGGAUGGGGUGAAAGUGGUCAAUGAUCUUGCACACCAGCUUGCCAUCUCAGAUGUCCACCUGUCCAUGGAGAACUCCCGUAUCCUGGAGCAGAUCAACACACGCUGGAAGCAGCUGCAGGCCUCUGUAAAUGAACGUCUGAAGCAGCUCCAAGAUGCCCACCGGGACUUUGGACCAGGCUCCCAGCACUUCCUCUCCUCCUCUGUCCAGGUCCCCUGGGAGCGAGCCAUUUCUCCCAACAAAGUCCCAUACUACAUCAACCACCAGGCUCAGACAACAUGCUGGGACCACCCGAAGAUGAUGGAGUUGUACCAGACGCUGGCGGAUUUGAACAACAUCAAGUUCUCAGCAUAUCGGACAGCUAUGAAACUACGACGGGUGCAAAAAGCCCUGCGAUUGGACAUGGUGACCCUGGCCAUGGCCUUGGAAAUCUUCAAUAAGCACGACCUGCAGCCCAGUGACCGGGUGAUGGACGUGGUGGAGGUCAUCCACUGCCUGACCGCCCUCUACGAGAGACUGGAGGAGGAGCGGGGCAUCCUGGUGAAUGUGCCACUCUGUGUGGACAUGAGCCUCAACUGGCUGCUGAAUGUCUUUGACAGUGGCCGCAGUGGGAAGAUGAGGGUGCUCUCCUUCAAGACGGGCAUUGCAUGUCUGUGCGGAACAGAGGUCAAGGAUAAGUUUCAGUAUCUCUUCAGCCAAGUGGCAAAUGCUGGAGGACUGUGUGACCAGCGGCACCUUGGCAUCCUGCUCCACGAGGCCAUCCAGGUCCCGCGCCAGCUGGGGGAGGUCGCAGCAUUUGGGGGCAGUAAUGUGGAGCCCAGCAUCCGCAGCUGCUUCCGCUUUAGCAAUGGGAAGCCCACCAUCGAGGCGUCCCAGUUCCUGGAGUGGGCCAACCUGGAGCCGCAGUCCAUGGUGUGGCUGGCCGUGCUGCACCGGGUGACCAUGGCUGAGCAGGUGAAGCACCAGACCAAGUGCUCCGUCUGCCGGCAGUGCCCCAUCAAGGGCUUCAGGUAUCGGAGCCUGAAGCAGUUCAACGUGGAUAUCUGCCAGACUUGCUUCCUCACUGGGCGAGUCAGCAAGGGCAACAAGCUGCACUACCCCAUCAUGGAGUACUACACCCCGACCACAUCCAGUGAGAACAUGAGAGACUUCGCCACGACGCUGAAGAACAAGUUUCGGUCCAAGCAGUACUUCAGCAAGCACCCACAGAGAGGUUACCUGCCCGUCCAGUCUGUACUCGAGGCUGACUUCUCCGAGACACCAGCCUCCUCCCCAAUGUUACCACAUGCCGACACCCACUCCCGGAUCGAGCACUUUGCCAGCAGGCUUGCAGAGAUGGAAAGCCAGAACUGUUCAUUCUUCAACGACAGCCUGUCCCCUGAUGACAGCCUGGAUGAAGACCAGUAUCUGCUGCGCCAUUCCAGCCCUAUCACCGACAGAGAGCCUGGGGGCAGCCAGCAGGUUCCGGCAAGCCUCCACAUGGAUGACAAGGGAGAGCUGGAGCAAAUCCUGGCACACUUAGAGGAUGAAAACCGGAUCCUCCAGGGAGAGCUGAGACGUUUGAAAUGGCAGCAUGAUGAGGCGGUGGAGUCUCCAACCUUGGCUACAGGCUCCCCUGAAUCAGUGCAAGACCCACGUAAUGAUGAGCUCCUGGCAGAAGCACGAAUCCUCCGGCAACACAAGAGCCGCUUGGAGACCCGCAUGCAGAUCCUGGAGGACCACAACAAGCAGCUGGAGUCCCAGCUGCACCGGCUGAGGGAGCUGCUGCUGCAGCCUCUGGUGGAGUCAGAUGGCAACGGUUCAGCAGCCUCUUCCUUGGCUUCAUCUCCGCAUCAGUCUGAAGGCAGCCAGGCAAAGGAGAAAGAGCACAACACCCCUGACACCGAAGCUGCAGAUGAGGUGGAAGCCAAAACCCAGGAAGUCAGCGUGUGCCUGGAGGACAUCAUGGAGAAGCUGCGGAGCGCCUUCCCCAACUCCCGAGGUACUCGAGUGAAAUCCCCCUCUCUGGCCUCUUAUUGCUCCCUCAGAUGAGGUUUUACCCGUGGAGCUCUGCCCCGAUCCCAGCUUCCCUGCGACAGCUGAUCCCCCACAGCACCUCCAGUCAAGACCUAUGCUGCCACAGUGGUGCUGGGACUGAUGUGUGGCCUGGGCACAGAGAGGUUGGGGAGGAGGUUUCACACCUGCGAAGAGAGGCAAUCAGGUCUGCCAAGAGUAUGGACCAACUAAAUCCCCCCAGAUGAGCUGCAAGGCAGCCUCCUGCCCUGCUUGGAACCCUGCACCCCAUGUGGCUCCCCCCUGCGAAGAUGGACAGACCUGCCAGCAUUGAGUUUACAGCAAUCAUCUUGAGCCAUCUCCUCACUUCAUCCCCAUCCAGACCCCUCUCCAGGAGAGGAUGAGGCCUCAGUUACCUGGCGAGAUGGAAGCAAUGGUGCGACCUCUCCUAGGUGCUCAUGGAUGGCUCUUCACAGCAGGGAUGGGAACUGGGUGUGUGUGUGUGGACAGUGCUCCACUUGCCCAGCGGGGUUUGGUGUUGGUCUUUCUGCUCUUCCUCUGUGCACCAGCCCAGAAGCAGCAUGCAGUCCCUCACCCAGGCUGCUCACACACAUGCAGGGAGCGAGACAUUGCUUGGUGCCAGCACUAACGCAAAGCAGGGGAGAGCUUCCCUCUCUGCCCAUGUAGCCCCUCACCCAUUUUCUGCCACCUCUGAGCGGGAUCCUCCUGGCUCUGCAGCAGCCCUUUUCUAACCAGGUGGCUCUGGGUCCUAUUUUCCUGAUGUCUACAUUUCUCUUUCAGGUAUGACCUCCCUUAUCUAAUACCUCCUGUGAGCCAGAGGCUUUUCCUAACCAGGCUGCUUUCCUCCCCCUCCUCUCCCUGCUAUGCUCCCUGUGCUGCAGCAGGCCUCGUACAGACUCCCUGCGAGCUGGUUGUGCAGGAUGCUGGCCAGCUCCAGAAGAUCUCAGGGGAACAUAGGUCAUGCAGGAGUGGGACUGUGGGCUCCCCAGGAGGUUGGCUCGGUCACUUGGCCACAGUGACCAAGCCUGGGUGGAAAGGUUCAGAAGAAAGAACAGAAGCUCUGAAAGCUGCCUGUCUCCCCCAGUGUUUGCAGGCUGCUUCCUUUGACCACGGCCCUCAGCAGAUGCAGAGCUCAGCAUCCCAUUCCUCCUCAGUUGUGCCCAGGGGCCUCUAGGUUUACAGACACCAAAACACUCCUGGAGCCACCUAGUUUUUAAAAGAACUCUUUCUAACAGCAUCCAGCUGCCAGCCUUAUGGAUUGAACUGUCUCUGCCACCCAGGGCUCUGCAGCCAACCAGGCACAUACUGUCUGCUGGGAAGAGUCUGUGAGUUUUAUGGGGUAGGGUGGAGUCCAUGUUAGAGCUUCAGCCCAGCUAGUAGCCUUAUCUUGAGAGGGUCUUUAUAACAGAGCCUUAUCAUCUAAUUUGCAUAUAUUUCUAUAUAUUAUAUAUAUAUUCUGUACUUAAAUACUCUCAUGGACUCACUCCAUUAAAUUCUAAUACUGUAAAUGCAGCUGCCCUUCACUUUCAGUCCAGCCCAACAUCUGCUCCUGCAGGGACUAGCACCCUUCCUAUUGCUGGUGCUGCCUUGGAUCAGGGCUGCUGGGAGGAGCUCAGUAGAGGGCCGGACCUCUGUACCACCUGGUUUCCUGGGGAGCUGUGCCUUUGCCAUGACACAGAGCGCCUGUCCUGCCUGGACCCAGCUCCAUCCCUCGGGAACCUCAGCUUCUGCAGCUGCCCAUCCCCACAGUGGUGUGGGAAGGGAUUUCUCCGGCCAUAGCUCCAGCCCUGGAGCCACCAGAACGUUGGGCUGUAAUGCUGGAGCAUAGUGGUGCAGGCAGGCAGCAGGACAGGCAAGGCACAUUCUUGCUGCCCCCAAGGAGCAACUGCCCUGCUGUUGUCCCCUAAUUUGAGCUGGGCUGAGGGGCUGGAGGCACUUGUUGGAAGCAGGCGAGUCCAGCCAGGUAGUGGAGGAAGCUGUUCUGCUAGCUGGCAGGGCAGCUUGGUGGUCGUGGGUACUGGUCCCAAAGGCUCCCUCAGGCUGGCUGUCUUAUGCUGUGUUAUGUUGAGAAAGAAGUAGAGUCAGGUGUUGUAGGGUUCCUCAGAGUGCAGGCUGUGAUGGCCCUGGUGCUCUGGGGCCACAGGCUGGGGGAAGAUGAGAUGCCUGAGCCCUCAGGGUAGGGCUGCAUGCUGGUGUGAAGCAUCCUGCCCAAAACAGGGCUUGCUGCAAGGACAGGGAUGGGGCUGCAGUUGCUGGCUGGGACAGGAUACGGUGGUGAGCCGUUUGAGGAGGUUCAGACCAAGGCAGCGUGUGGGGGCACAGGGCUGCGCAGGUGGUUGGCUUUGGCAUGCUGGCAGAGGUGUGAAGCAGUGUCCACACUGGGGAUUAGACAGUGCAAGCCUUACGGCCAGGUGUUCGGGGUCUUGCACUGCAGUGGCCGCUAGCAGCAGUGUGGGUUGCUGUCCUUGCCAUCCCUUCUCACACCCAGGCAAGCGGCAGGAGUGCAGGAGCAGUGGCAUUGGUGCUAGGCUGGCUGUAAGCAUCCAUGUGUGUCAGGCUGCUUGUUUGACCCUCUUGGGGGACCACACGCCAGCCUGCAAUACCUGGCUGGACCACCCCACCCCACUCCCCCCAUUACGCUAGUGGCAGGAUGGGGGGAGUGGGGGAAGGAGCAAGGUUUUGGCCUGAGGAUGAGGUCGGGUGUACCCAGCCUGGGGGGAGAUGGAGGAAGGAAAAUACAGGCUGAGGGCAGAGCUCCUGGCCCUGGUGCCAGGUGUGGGGAGCGGUGGUGGCCAGACGGGGUGCUUGGGUGGUUGGGUACAGGGUGAGUGCAGGCUGUGCUUGGGAGGCAGGAUGCAUCAGGGAGGGGAGCAGGCUGGCUAAUGCUCUGGUAACCAUGUACUGUGGUGCUGCUGUCCUUGCUGCUUCAUGCCAUCUCUGCUCUGGAAAGAGAAUAAAUUUGUAUUUAUACUGAGA